AUGUCCAAACCAAGUGCUGAUCAUCUCUCUAUAAUUAUAGACCAAAAGCUAGCUCGCUUAUCUCCAAUACCCUCGAAGCGUAACCUUUUCAGAGUGCAUAAUCCUCUCCGCAAGACAACUAUGAAGGUUUACGAACCCGAUAUACUUGCUAUUGGUCCUUAUCACCAUGGAAACCCCAACUUGUACGAGACGGAAGAACAGAAAUUUCGAAAUGUUGGUGGUUUCAAUGGUUUCAUAAAUUGUACCAUGGUGCACCAGGAAGCCGGAAUUCAAAUAAAGAAGGCCAAGGAAAGUACUACGAGUUUAUUGGAUAUUAGGUUCACCAAUGGAGUGUUGGAAAUCCCGCCUUUACAUAUGAAUGAUGCGACAGAAUCUCUCUUUGCAAAUCUAAUUGCAUACGAGCCGUAUCAUCCAGCAAACACUCCCAAAAGCGUAACUAAUUAUAUCAUUGUUAUGCAUUGUCUCAUCAAUUCCACAAAGGAUGUUGAGUUACUUCGUCACUGA
Messenger RNA from Ilex paraguariensis (yerba mate), 504 nucleotides. NCBI's taxonomy places the organism in Eukaryota, Viridiplantae, Streptophyta, Magnoliopsida, Aquifoliales, Aquifoliaceae. The record is from the annotation of a GenBank genome assembly.